This is a messenger RNA of Cyclopterus lumpus (lumpfish), 2518 nucleotides long. Its product is annotated as ELAV-like protein 1. Gene Ontology annotation, molecular function: RNA binding. The transcript has 7 exons. NCBI's taxonomy places the organism in Eukaryota, Metazoa, Chordata, Actinopteri, Perciformes, Cyclopteridae. The coding region runs from base 183 to 1232 and encodes 349 amino acids. The record is from RefSeq and is a predicted model, not a curated record. Gene Ontology annotation, cellular component: ribonucleoprotein complex.
GGGCGUGGCUCUGGCUUUGUCACGCAGCUCCUUCUUCCUCGAUUUCUUUACUACGCGAGUCCGACUUGGAGGAAAGUGAACGUCGCCCAGAAAGGAAACAAACAAAACAAAAACCCAGGAGACGGGAGCAGAAACAAACAACUAACCCCCAAAAGCUGCCUCCGGAGCAGUGAAGUGUCUUCAUGGCAGUUCGUCGAGGACACAUUAAGUACUUGAAACAGGCCGACCUUCAGGAGGUGUAUGACAUGUCGAAUGGUUACGAAGACCUCAUGGGGGGUGACGAGGACAAGGACUCCAAGACCAACCUGAUCGUGAACUACCUGCCUCAGAGCAUGACGCAGGACGAGCUGCGGAGCCUCUUCAGCAGCAUCGGAGAGGUGGAGUCCGCCAAGCUGAUCCGAGACAAAGUCGCAGGCCACAGUUUAGGGUACGGAUUUGUUAACUAUCUUAACCCUAGUGAUGCAGACAGAGCUAUCAGUACACUGAAUGGACUAAGGCUACAGUCCAAAACUAUCAAGGUUUCAUACGCACGGCCCAGCUCUGAUACAAUAAAGGAUGCCAACCUGUAUAUCAGCGGCCUGCCAAAGGCCAUGACCCAGAAGGAUGUGGAGGACAUGUUUUCACAUUAUGGACACAUCAUUAACUCCCGUGUACUUGUUGACCAGGCCACAGGAAUAACCGGCUCGUCCCGCGGGGUGGCUUUCAUCAGGUUUGACAAGCGGGCCGAGGCAGAGGAGGCCGUCAAAAACCUGAACGGCCAAAAACCACCCGGAGCCGCCGAGCCAAUCACGGUGAAGUUCGCCGCCAACCCAAACCAGGCGAAGAACACGCAGCUCAUCUCUCAGCUCUACCACAACCAGUCCAGGCGCUUCGGAGGGCCUGUACACCACCAGGCACAGCGGUUCAGGUUCUCCCCCAUGGCUGUUGAUCACAUGAGUAGUGUGGGCAGUGUCAGUGCUCCCGGGAACUCCACCUCCGGCUGGUGCAUCUUCGUCUACAACCUGGGCCAGGACGCGGACGAGAGCAUCCUUUGGCAGAUGUUCGGCCCCUUUGGCGCCGUCACCAACGUCAAGGUGAUCCGCGACUUCAACACCAACAAGUGCAAGGGCUUUGGCUUCGUUACCAUGACGAACUACGAGGAGGCUGCCAUGGCCAUCGCCAGCCUGAACGGCUACCGGCUCGGAGACAAGAUGCUGCAAGUGUCCUUUAAGACCAGCAAGGGCCACAAGUAGAGAGAGAGAGAGGGAGAGAGAGAGAGAGAGGGAGCCGGACAAUCGGGUGUAGAGGAGAGGCGGAAAUGACCUGGCCAGGCUUUUAUAGCAGAGAGCAGAAGUAUUGAGUUUUUAAAAAUCUAGCACAUGUUUGGGUUUUUAGUGUUAAGAGUUAAACGACGUGUUCACUCUUCUGCACCUUUGUACUUGUCUAAAAGAGUGUUUAGGCUGGUUUUUGUUUUGUUGUUUUUCUUCUUCAUCUUUAUACUCAUGCUUGAGGACACUGUAGUUUUUAAUUUUUAGAGAGGGGAUGGAGAGGGUAAAAUCCUAUGAUAUCCCCCCCCCCAAAAAAGAUAACUUUUUGACUAUCUAAAAAAAGCUAAAAUACUGUCCACAUACGUGUUGCAUGUUUAACAGAGGAGACUUGACAAAAGAGGCACGCAAAAUGGUUCUGGGCGGUGCACUAAGAACAACGGCGUGCACGAGGAAAAAGCCUCACGAAUUGUCGACUGUUGACAUUUCAGUUGAUUUUGGUUUAAAGAAGGCGAGGGACAAUAUUUUUUGGGGUUAUUUUGUUUUGGAAAAAGAAGUGCUCUGUCCUGGAUCCUCCUCCCCAUAAGUACAAAAUAGAUGCAUUAAAUUAUCACCCAGUGGAUAUACAGACCUACAGUACCACUCACCGUCUCGAGUCCAUUUAAGAGUAAAGCACUUUUAACCAGUCUGCUUUCGGUUACUAUGAAUAUUAGUCUUUUUCGAUGUUAAUCUUUGACUUUAGCUCACGCUCCUACCAGGUUAACAAUUUUUUAAGCAUGACGAGCUUUGGAGGUUUUUGUCUUAUUAUCCCUGUGUAAAGUGUCUUUUUUUAUUAUAAGUUGUAUUUCAGGAGAGUCCUGUUGAAUAUGAACCCCCGGUCAAUGAGUAGGGAGUUGAGAUGGACCAAAGGCAGGGAGAGAUUUGAUCCUAUUAUCGCAGAUUUAAGGUACAUUUCUACCUGGUUUUUAAGAGGUACGAAGCUUAUAUCUGAAACUGACUGAGGAGCAACGUCACUUAACCUCAGUGUUGUGUUUCUGUUUUUUCUUUUCUUUUAUUUAGAGUUAAUUUGUUUUCUUUUUUUGUUUGGCUAUAGAUUUCUAUUCGUUACAAUGUUGGUUAUAAACUUGCAUUAACGAGUGCUUAUCUCUAGUUUGAAGACUAAUCAAUCGAUGGCCUUUUGUUAAAGUUUUGAUUUGCUUUCUUUUCUUUUUCUUUUUUGUUUUGGUUGUUUCACUUUGAGCAUAAACCAUUAAAUUUUAUUUCUUUUUGCCUAC